Gambusia affinis (western mosquitofish) is the source of this 1438-nucleotide messenger RNA. It is a transcript of the gene drg2, whose product is annotated as developmentally regulated GTP binding protein 2. The transcript has 14 exons. The record is from RefSeq and is a predicted model, not a curated record. The coding region runs from base 154 to 1248 and encodes 364 amino acids. Gene Ontology annotation, biological process: cytoplasmic translation. Gene Ontology annotation, molecular function: GTPase activity; GTP binding. NCBI's taxonomy places the organism in Eukaryota, Metazoa, Chordata, Actinopteri, Cyprinodontiformes, Poeciliidae. Gene Ontology annotation, cellular component: cytoplasm.
CGUAAACCUCAGUGUAGAAGCGCAAUGAGUUGACAGGUCGGGGAUACAUUUUGAUGGUGGAACUUUGCUCUUCACCCCACCGGCCAGCAGUGUGUACAUGCUGCUGAGUCCACCCUCUGUUAAGAUUGGCUGCUCAACGCCUGGAUUGCUACAAUGGGUAUUUUGGAGAAAAUCUCGGAAAUAGAGAAAGAAAUUUCUCGGACACAGAAAAACAAAGCCACAGAGUACCAUCUGGGUUUGCUAAAGGCCAAGCUAGCCAAAUACAGAGCUCAGCUCCUGGAGCCCUCCAAAUCUGCGGGGCCCAAAGGCGAGGGCUUCGAUGUCAUGAAAUCAGGAGAUGCUCGUGUUGCGCUCAUCGGGUUCCCUUCAGUCGGUAAGUCCACCUUCCUCAGCUUGAUGACGUCAACAGAGAGCGAAGCUGCGUCCUACGAGUUCACCACCCUCACCUGCAUACCGGGCGUCAUCGAGUACAAAGGCGCCAACAUCCAGCUGCUCGACCUGCCGGGAAUCAUAGAGGGAGCCGCUCAAGGAAAGGGUCGAGGCCGACAAGUCAUCGCCGUCGCCAGGACAGCAGACGUUGUCAUCAUGAUGCUGGACGCCACGAAAGGAGAAGUUCAGAGAGAACUCCUAGAAAAGGAGCUGGAGUCAGUGGGCAUCAGACUUAACAGGACGAAGCCAAAUAUUUAUUUCAAGCCUAAGAAAGGUGGCGGCCUCUCUUACAACUCCACCGUUCCUCUCACUCAGUGCUCGGAGAAGCUCGUCCAGCUCAUCCUCCACGAGUACAAAAUCUUUAACGCGGAGGUGCUCUUCAGGGAGGACUGCACGCCAGACGAGUUCAUCGACGUCAUCGUCGGGAACAGAGUUUACAUGCCGUGCCUUUACGUGUACAAUAAGGUGGAUCAGAUCUCCAUCGAAGAGGUGGACCGCCUGGCACGCAGACCUCACAGUGUUGUCAUCAGCUGUGGAAUGAAGCUGAAUUUGGAUUAUCUCCUGGAGACGUUGUGGGAGUACUUGGCGCUUAUUUGCAUUUAUACAAAGAAAAGAGGAGAGCGACCAGACUUUGGUGACGCCAUCAUCAUGAGAAGAGGAGCUUCAGUAGAGCAUGUGUGCCACAGAAUCCACAGAACUUUAGCCAGCCAGUUCAAAUAUGCCUUGGUGUGGGGAACCAGCACCAAGUACAGUCCUCAGAGGGUGGGCCUAACGCACAUCAUGGAGCACGAAGACGUCAUCCAGAUCGUUAAGAAGUAAAGGACAGACUGGACAGAAAACGAACUGCGUAACAGCUAUACAGCAAAGACGAGUAGCUAGCCUUCCUAUUUUGUAUAUGAAACCUAACGGCGAAUGGAAGAAGAUGGGGGAGAAAUGUCGAGCAGAUUCUGGACACGGCAUGUAAGAUAAGGAGAGAAAUCGAUGGAAAUAAAGUCCAUAAAACAUUUUA